Messenger RNA from Anopheles maculipalpis, 2469 nucleotides. Its product is annotated as V-type proton ATPase 116 kDa subunit a 1-like. Gene Ontology annotation, molecular function: ATPase binding; proton-transporting ATPase activity, rotational mechanism. The transcript has 8 exons. The record is from RefSeq and is a predicted model, not a curated record. Lineage: Eukaryota; Metazoa; Arthropoda; Insecta; Diptera; Culicidae. Gene Ontology annotation, biological process: vacuolar acidification; proton transmembrane transport. Gene Ontology annotation, cellular component: vacuolar proton-transporting V-type ATPase complex; vacuolar proton-transporting V-type ATPase, V0 domain; plasma membrane. Bases 40 to 2463 code for a protein of 807 amino acids.
AGCUGCAGGAGGGUAACUUCCUCACCGAAAGCCGCCACCAUGGGUGCGAUGUUCCGUAGCGAGGAGAUGAGCAUGGUCCAGCUGCUCAUCCAACCGGAAGCUGCCUAUCAAUCGGUGGCCGAGCUGGGAGAACUGGGCAUCGCCCAAUUCCGUGAUCUAAACGCGGACAUCAACAUGUUCCAGCGGAAGUACACGAGCGAAAUCCGACGCUGCGAGGAGAUGGAGCGCAAGAUCGGAUACAUACGCCGUGAGAUCGUGAAGGAUUCGGUGGCGAUCCCGGACAUGCCGGAAGUCAUUCCACGCACACCGAACUCGCGCGAAAUUAUCGACCUCGAGGCACAGCUCGAGAAGACGGAGAACGAGAUAGUGGAGCUGUCUGAGAACAAUAAUGCACUGUUGCAAAACUUUAUGGAACUGACCGAGCUGAAGCAUGUGCUGGAGAAGACUCAAGUGUUCUUCUCGGAUAAAUCGAACGUCCAGAACCUGGAAGCUACCGGUGGUGAGGCGGCCAACGAUGGCAAACCGCUCGGCUUUGUGGCCGGUGUCAUCACCCGUGAGCGUAUCAUCGGCUUCGAGCGUAUGCUGUGGCGCGUAUCACGUGGUAACAUUUUCUUGCGCCAAGCCGCACUGGAGGAAUCGCUGGUUGAUCCGAAAACGGGUGAUGCCGUGCACAAGAUUGUGUUUGUCGCAUUCUUCCAAGGAGAGCAGCUCAAGUCACGCGUCAAGAAAGUGUGCGCUGGCUAUCAUGCCUCGCUGUAUCCUUGCCCGAACGAGUACAAUGAGCGUGAGGAGAUGCUUCGUGGCGUGCGAACGCGUAUCGAGGAUCUCAAGAUGGUGCUCGGCCAGACGCAGGAUCAACGCCAGCGUGUACUGCUGAAUGUUGCCAAGGAGGUACCGAACUGGGAGAUCAUCGUCAAGAAGGUGAAAGCCAUCUACCAUACGCUGAACAUGUUCAAUGUGGACGUUUCAAAGAAGUGUCUGUUCGGAGAGGCCUGGGUACCGACCGCUGGUCUGCAGGACGUAAAGACCGCGUUGGUGAAUGGAUCGGCUGCAGUUGGUAGUGCUGUACCGUCGUUCCUGAACAUUAUCGCCACCGAUGAGGAUCCUCCAACGUACAAUCGGACGAACAAGUUUACGCGCGGCUUUCAGAAUCUGAUCGAAUCGUACGGUAUCGCCACGUACCGUGAGGCAAACCCAGCCCUGUACACCAUCAUCACGUUCCCCUUCCUGUUUGCGAUUAUGUUCGGUGAUUUGGGGCACGGUAUGAUUCUGUUCCUGCUCGGCAUGUGGAUGGUACUGUGGGAAAAGACACUCGACAAGAACAAGGAGGAAAUCUGGCAGCUGUUCUUCGGUGGUCGGUACAUCAUACUGCUGAUGGGUAUCUUCUCGAUGUAUACCGGCUUCGUGUACAACGAUCUGUUCUCGAAGGGUAUGAACAUCUUCGGUUCUAGCUGGAGCAUCAACUACAACGCUUCCACGGUCAUGAGCAACAAGGAGCUGCAGUUGAAUCCUACCACAGACUACUCCGAGACGGUGUAUUGGUACGGGUUGGAUCCGCUGUGGAUGUUGGCAACGAACAAGAUCAUCUUCCUGAACUCGUUCAAGAUGAAGCUGUCGAUCAUCUUCGGCGUGGUGCACAUGAUAUUUGGCGUGUCGAUGAGCGUGGUCAAUCACAACUUCUUCCGCAAGCGCAUCAACAUCUUGCUGGAGUUUAUCCCGCAAAUGUUGUUCCUGGUGCUGCUGUUCGCCUACAUGUGCUUCAUGAUGUUCUUCAAGUGGAUCAUGUACUCGGCCGUUACGGAUGAGGACCAUCUGAAGCCGGGUUGUGCACCGUCCGUGCUGAUCAUGUUCAUCAACAUGAUGCUGUUCAAGAACCAGGAACCACUCGACACGUGCAAGGAGUUUAUGUUCGACGGUCAGGAUACGCUGCAGGUGAUCUUCAUCGUGUUGGGUUUGAUCUGCAUUCCGUGGUUGCUGCUGGCCAAACCGUUCUACAUUAUGGUUCAGCGCAAGAAGAAGGGUACCGACCAUGGAUCGGAGGUGGCACAUCAAUCGUCGUCUUCGGGCCACCACGACGAUGAGCCGAUGAGUGAAAUUUUCAUCCAUCAAGCAAUCCACACGAUCGAGUACAUACUCAGUACCAUCUCCCACACUGCGUCGUACCUGCGUUUGUGGGCUUUGUCGCUUGCUCACGCCCAGUUAUCUGAGGUGCUGUACAACAUGGUGUUCACGAUUGGGUUGAAAAACGACUCUUACGUCGGUGCCGUCAUGAUCUAUCUCGUAUUUUGGCCAUGGUCCGUACUGACUAUUGGCAUCCUUGUGGGAAUGGAGGGACUUUCUGCCUUCUUGCACACUCUCCGUUUGCACUGGGUCGAAUUCAUGAGCAAAUUCUACGAUGGUUUGGGCUACGCCUUCAAGCCAUUCUCCUUCAAGGCAAUUCUGGAGGAGGAAGAGGUCGACUAAAAUAGC